Pseudocercospora fijiensis CIRAD86 is the source of this 2030-nucleotide messenger RNA. RefSeq lists its product as uncharacterized. The record is from RefSeq and is a predicted model, not a curated record. The transcript has 3 exons. The coding region runs from base 120 to 1832 and encodes 570 amino acids. Lineage: Eukaryota; Fungi; Ascomycota; Dothideomycetes; Mycosphaerellales; Mycosphaerellaceae.
UGCCUAAAUGAACUUCAUGCGUUCUUCAUUUACUGCACAUCCGUCCACAUCACCAUUCACGACCCAGAGACUGCUACGCAUCUAAAAAUCAUCGUCAGCGAACCCGAGUCUGUCAAAGUAUGCCUCACGUUCAGGACCCGGGCAUUCAGGUGCCUGACCAUCCACAAUGCGAGCCACAAAGGAUCCGAAUCAUCCACGUGGGAAUGGGUGCUGCCGGCAUGCUAUGCGCAUAUAAAGCACGGAAGAUGUUGACGAACUAUGAGCUGGUCUGUUAUGAGAAGAACGACGGUGUGGGAGGGACUUGGUAUGAGAAUAGGUAUCCUGGAUGUGCUUGCGAUAUCCCAGCACAUACGUACACUUUCCCGUUCUAUCCCAAUCCAGACUGGAGCGGCUAUUAUGCCUAUGCUCCCGAGAUCCAAGAGUACUUCUUGAAAUUCUUCCACGAAAAUCAUCUAGAACCAUACGUCGUGACAAACACCGAAGUCAUCAGUGCCGAAUGGGACGAUCUGAAAGGAAUCUGGAACGUCGAACUAAAAGACCGCAGAACCAACAAAACCUUCUUUGAUACCUGCAACAUCCUGAUCAACGGCGCCGGCGUCCUGUCAAAGUGGAAAUGGCCAGCAAUCCAAGGUCUCCACUCCUUCCAAGGCAAUCUCGUCCACUCCGCGAAUUGGCCCAAAGAAGAUGUCGACCUAACCAACAAAACCGUCGCAGUAAUCGGUACAGGCAGCUCCUCAAUCCAAAUCGUCUCUGCCAUCGCCCCAGCCGUCUCAAAACUUUCCGUCUUCAUGCGAAACAAAACUUACAUAUCCCCCCAAUUCGGCACCAACAUCACAAACACCGAAGCAGACCCUCUCGCCCAAGAUCCCGCAGCCGCAGGAAAACAUCAUUACACCGAAAGAGAGAAACAACGUUUCCGUACAGAUCCGGAAUACCUGCAAAAUUAUCGAACGAGAAUGGAAAAGUCGUUUAUGGCCGGAUGGGAUAUGUUUUAUCGUGGGAGUGAAUUGAACGUGAAAUUUAAGGACUUUGUACAGAAUUCGAUGAGAGCGAGACUGGGCGAUCGAGAUGACUUGAAAGAGAGAUUGAUUCCCGAUUGGAGCCCGGGUUGUAGAAGGCUGACACCGGGAGAAGGGUAUUUAGAAGCUUUGACGAAGGAGAAUGUGGAAGUGAUAUGGGGAGAGAUAUCCAAAAUCACUCCCCACGGCCUGGCCACGGAAUCCGGACGCGAAAUUGACGUCGACGUGAUCAUCUGCGCCACAGGUUUCGACGUGCAAUUCCUUCCACACUUCCGUCUCACCGGCCUCGGCGGACGCGUGAUGCAAGAACAAACCGAUCCAAACAUCUAUGCAUCCAUCGCACAUCCCGGAUUUCCGAAUUAUUUCGUCGUGAGUGGACCUCGAGGGAAUUGGGGUCAGGGGUGCGCUUUACCUUCUCAUGAGACGCAGUCGGAAUAUAUCAUGCAGUGUGCGAGGAAGGUGCAGGAAGAUGGGAUCAAGAGCAUGUUUCCGAAACAGAACGUGACGGAUCAGUUGAACGCGUAUAUGGAUGCUUGGCAUGCGAAGCAUUCGAUUUGGAGUGAGGACUGCAAGUCUUGGUAUAAGGAGAAUACGAAAGAUGGGAGAGUGUUGAUUUGGCCGGGAAGUAUGUUGCAUCAUUUGAAAUUCAUGAAGAGGCCGAGGUUUGAACAUUUUGAGAUUGAGUAUAAGGAUCCCGAUAAUAUUUUUGCUUUUCUGGGGGAUGGGAGGACGAUUGGAUUGGUCAAGUAUGGUGCGGAUGUUCCUGUGCCUUACAUUAGGAAUCGAGAGGAGGAGGUUUGGGAUAUCGAAUGAGGCUGUUGAGGGCGUGGAAGAACGAACUGCCGACCAGGCUGGAGCGGGAGACGGAUAUCGAGCAGUCUUCGAUUGAAUGAUCGAUAAGAGGAGCUAUACACGAGGAGGCUAAUCCUUCCACUGCCACCGCUUGCGACACCAUUUGAUGACAUAUACCAAUGCAAUCAAGACCGGUACCUCGAUCAGAGGUCCAACUGU